Xenopus laevis (African clawed frog) is the source of this 12709-nucleotide messenger RNA. It is a transcript of the gene otog.L, whose product is annotated as otogelin L homeolog. Lineage: Eukaryota; Metazoa; Chordata; Amphibia; Anura; Pipidae. The coding region runs from base 90 to 11591 and encodes 3833 amino acids. The transcript is spliced from 53 exons. The record is from RefSeq and is a predicted model, not a curated record.
CCGGGGGAAUCUAAAUGGACUGAGGGUCUAUCAUUAUUGGAUUCACUUAACUACUGUGAAAGUGAAUCCUUCCCAAAAUGAUUUAAUGGAUGUCAGCCAAUGAGGUACAGUCUAACCAUUACCCAUAUCACACGGCCAAUAUCUAUUUCUCUUUUAUACAGGACACUGGAACUCCCGUUACUAUUUUCCAACCGACCGCUAUUUUCCCGGUGGUACGGAGGAUACCGAAACCCAAAUGUGAAACCCUCCCCUGCUUCAAUGGAGGAGAAUGUGUCCAGAAGAAGUUGUGUGACUGCGGCAGAUAUAAUGCAUCUGGAUCUCGGUGUCAGAUAGUGUAUAACACGGGGGCCGAGAGAGACAGUAUUUGUCGCACGUGGGGACAGAACCACUUUGAGACGUUUGAUGGAGUUUAUUACUUUUUCUCUGGAAAAUUCACCUAUGACUUGUUACGACAAAAUGAGCCGGACCAACAGAGUUUUGCAAUACAGCUCCAUAAUGACGGGCAGUGCCAGGGUGCCCCCUACUCCUGCCAGCGCUCAUUCAGUCUGUAUUUUGCUGGAGAAGGAGAGAUAAAGUUACAGAAACAGGAGGUUCUCCAUAACCAAAACAGGGUGCAGCUGCCAUACACUGUGGGCAACGUGAGAAUACAGAGGAUCUCUGGGUACGUGAUUGUCCGACAGUUGUAUGUGUUCACCUUGGCCUGGGAUGGCAGCUCUGCCGUGUACAUCAGGAUGAGCCCCGAUUUCUUGGGGAAAACGCACGGACUAUGUGGGAACAAUAAUGGGGUGCAGCAGGACGAUCUGGUCACAAGCUACGGGAAAGUCACGGAGAACAUGGAUGAGUUUGUGAAUAGCUGGAGAGAAAACUCACCCGUUGAAGUCCCUGAAGCCGGAUCUGUACCUUCUCCAAAUGAGCCAGCGUGUGCCGGGCACAGCCAGGAGGCCAAGCAGACAGGACAUUCCAUGUGCAGCUUGAUAAUGCAGCCCCCAUUCCUGAGCUGCCACGAGUCUGUCAGUCCCUUCCCUUUCAUGGCUGCCUGUGCCAACGACAUGUGCUUGUCUGGAAGUGACAGGGAGACAUGGUGUCGGGCUCUUAGUGAAUAUGCACGGGCCUGUGCUCAGGCGGGACACCCACUCCAUGGCUGGAGGGCCGUAUACAAGCAGUGUGAGAUCCAAUGUGAUAAAGACUUGGUCUAUAAUGAGUGUAUUGACUGCUGCCCCACCUCCUGCCAACAAAGAAAGCCGUGUAUCGACAGUGAAAUCUCCUGCGUGGACGGCUGCUACUGUGCCCAAGGUUUCAUAUAUGAGAACGGAGCAUGUGUCCCCCCAUCAGCGUGCCCAUGUGACUUUCACGGCAUGUCCCACCAUUCUGGCUCAGUGGUACAAGAAGACUGUAAUAACUGCACAUGCACAGAAGGGAAGUGGAUUUGCACAAACAUGACCUGCCCUGCGGAAUGUUCUGUCACAGGAGAUAUUCAUAUUAUGACAUUUGAUGGCCGAAAAUACACCUUCCAGGCUCCAUGUCAGUAUAUUCUGGCGAAAAGUCUCAGCUCAGGAAUAUUUACUGUCACACUACAGAAUACCCUGUGUGGGCAGAACCAGGACGGCUCCUGCAUCCAGUCGGUGAAUGUGAUUCUGCAUCAGGACCCCAAGAAACAGGUGACUUUGACUCGCUCAGGGGAUGUGCUGGUGUUCGACCAGUAUAAAGUCAGCCUGCCCUAUACAGACGAUGUGUUUGAGGUGAGGAGACUCUCUUCAGUGUUUGUGCAGGUAAAGACCAAUAUUGGGCUACACAUUCGCUACGACAGAGAAGGGCUCAGGCUCUACCUCCAACUGGACGCGCGAUGGAAGGGCCACACAAUCGGCCUCUGUGGGACCUUCAAUGAAAACAUGCAGGACGAUUUUCUUUCCCCAGUAGGAGUGCCGGAGAGCACGCCGCAGCUCUUUGGGAAUUCCUGGAAGACUUCAUCCGCUUGCUCCUCCAAUCACUUCCCUUCACCGCUGGACCCGUGUGACGUCCAUUUACAAGCCGCCUCCUAUGCGUCUGAGAGCUGCAGUGUCCUCACCAAGGACCUCUUUGCCCCUUGCCACCCCUUCCUUAGCCCCGUGUCCUACUAUGAAAUGUGCCGGGGGGAUACAUGUAAGUGCGGCCAAACCUGUAUGUGCUCUGCCCUGGCACAUUAUACCCACCAGUGCCGCCAAUAUGGAAUCCACAUCGAUUUCAGAUCCAGUGUCUCCGACUGUGGGAUCACCUGUGAGGAUUCCAUGCAAUAUGGCACCUGUGUGACUACCUGUGGCCGCAGCUGCCAGGCUCUUUCUGUUCCAGAGACUUGUAACGGGGAAUGUGCUGAAGGCUGUGCCUGCCCCCCAGGAACCUAUUUAGAUACCAAGUCGGAAAGAUGUGUGGAACGGAGUGAGUGUCCCUGUUAUUUCCAAGGAAUUCACUACAGUCCCGGAGAGAAUAUAAUAACAUCCCUGGGCAAAUGCCUCUGUAAUGAUGGGAUUAUGAACUGUGAGAGCAGCACUGAGGUACAAACCUGUCCGAUUGGGCAGAUCUAUUAUAACUGCAGCCGACCAGAACUCGAUGCAGAACUGAGCCGGGAACGGACCUGUGAGAACCAACUCCUCAAUCUGACAAUGUCGGCUCAUCUUCCUUGUCUCUCGGGAUGUGUCUGCCCCAAGGGGCUGGUUAAACAUGGAGACGAAUGCUUUGAGCCAGACGCGUGUCCGUGUUCAUGGAAAGCCAAGGAAUACUUCCCCGGAGAUGUGGUCAAUUCCUCCUGCCAUACGUGUGUUUGCCAACACGGAUCCUUCCAGUGCUCCUUCCACCCCUGUCCCUCCAUGUGCACCACCUAUGGGGACCGCCAUUACCGCACCUUUGAUGGGCUUUCUUUUGAUUUUGUGGGGGCCUGUAAAGUUCACCUGGUAAAGGCUUUAUCCCCCACCAGCUUUUCCGUCAUUGUAGAAAACGUGAAUUGCUACAACAUGGGGAUCAUCUGCCGCAAACUGAUCUCUAUCCAUGUCGGACAUUCGCUCAUUAUAUUCAACGACGACACCGGCAACCCGAGCUCCGCCAGUGUCCUGAAUAAGAGGCAGAACAUCCACAUCUGGCAGGCAGGAUUCUUCACAUUUGUACAUUUUCCUGCAGAGCAAAUUACUCUUGUCUGGGACCAAAGAACAACCAUUCACCUGCAAGUUGGCCCACAGUGGCAGGGUGAGCUCAGUGGACUGUGCGGGAAUUUUGACCUGAAAACGGUAAAUGAAAUGAGGACCCCCGAUAACUUUGAUCUGACCAACUCUCAGGAAUUUGGAAACAGUUGGGCAGCGGUGGAGUGUGCUGACAGCUCAGACAUUAGGAACCCCUGCAACAUGAACCCCCUGAGAGAGCCCUUUGCUAAGAAGGAAUGUGCCGUCCUGAUGAGUGAGCUGUUUGAGGCCUGCCAUCCAGUGGUAGAUGUCACAUGGUUUUACUCCAACUGCCUGUCGGACACGUGCGGCUGUAGCCGAGGGGGUGACUGCGAGUGUUUCUGCACCAGCGUUUCUGCCUACGCACAUCAGUGCUGCCAACAAGGAGUUGCCAUUGACUGGAGGUCCCCCAGGCUGUGCCCGUACGACUGUGAAUACUUCAAUAAAGUUCUAGGGAAAGGGCCUUACAGACUGGUCACUUACUUGGACCGGAGCCUGGUGCUUGGAACCCGACCAGAGGACGGGGGAGUCUUUGCUAUGAGGGGAGGCGAUUCUAUUGCAGGAGGCUCAAUACAUUUCAUGCUGACCCCCGGCCUCUACAAACCCAGGGCCCACGACCGUAACCUGGUGUCUUUGGAGAUUGCGGAUCGGCCCAACUACUUCCUGCACGUCGGAGCGAACGGAACCCUCCAUGUUGCUAAGUGGCAGAAAAGUGAGGAGUUUCACAGCAGAUCCACGUUUGUGAUCCACAAGAACACAUGGAUUGCCGGGUACAACGCCUUCGAGAGUUUUGCCAAACCCGGGCACUUUGUUCGCAUCACGGCGUCGGCCGUAUUCCUCACCAAAUAUCACCAUUCUGUGGCCUUCAGGCUCUCCACCAUCUUCCGCUUAGCAGAGUCAAAUUCAAGGACCGGCUCUCGCCCAAUCUGUGAGUGGCGCUACGAUGCCUGUGGCAGCGCCUGCUUCCGCUCCUGUCGGGAUCCACUAGGGGAAUACUGCCGGGACGUCCCAAAGGUGGAAGGAUGUAUCCCCCUUUGCCCCCCGGAGAUGGUGCUGGAUGAAGUGACAAGGAAAUGUGUGUUCUUUGAUGACUGUAUUGAACCCGCACUUGGUGUCAUUACACUGAUUUCUACUCCUGCACCCACAAAACUUCAAACUCUGACUCCAGCAGUUACCAUGACAACCUACCCAACUGUAAUUUCAACUUUGCCUCCAACUACUCAGCUAAGUUCCAUCUCACCGAUGCCUUCUAAAUGGAUCAUUCCCUCCACUCCAGAACCGGUAUCUGAAAUCCAGAGAAAUGUCUCAGUGUUCUUUUCAGCUGAAACGCUUGAGACCUCAGAAGAGCCGGUGACAGCGUAUUCCUUUAUUCCAGAGGGAACGAGCACCCCAACUCCAACAGGCCCCCAGCAGAAUCUCACAGCAAUCACUACAGUGCAUGCACCAAGGAUUUCAGAGGCUAGUGAAACAACUACUGUUCCUUCCUCAGAAAUCCCCCUUCCCUUAACUGAACAACCUUCAGAGCCACUGACAUUGCCACUAGUCUCAACCGCUCCAGCCACCAAUGAAACCACAUCCCUGGCACCAACACUGAGUGUCAGUAGCAUGGAGACUGAAGGGACAAGCACCUCUCUAGGAACAUCCCGCUCCCUUCCCACAGCCAAGCCAAAGUCAACUCAACUGGAAGGAACAGUGUUUUCCAUUUCAACAAAUGCUACAAGAACAUUAACUUCUCCCUUAGUCACAGCAAUGCUCACCAGUGAAAGAACUACACUCCUUCCUACCAAGGAACCCAUAUUUACUUCCAUUUCUACCACAGAAAGUCUAAGCACAUCUGCUGUUUCAGUUCUAACAACCAUAGAGCCUCAUCAUAUAGCUACAGUAAAUGCCACAUUUUCUGCAAUGACAAUGAGUACCAGCACCUCAACACCAUUGCACUUAUUGAUCACUACGUUGCAUGUUCCUACAAUAUCUGAGGUUACAACCACACUUAGUUCUCUUCCUUCCUCGGCAGUUCCUGUCUCCUUAAGCACAUCUCCAACAGCACCAACAACAUCAUCAUACACCACCAAGCUUGUCACACCCUUACCAGUCACUAAUAUAAGCGCAACCCAAGCUCCCGCACUGAGUGCUACCAGAAGAGAGACAAACAGGACCACAGUUCUAUCAGCAAUGCCACAGUCUACUGGACUUGAGGGAACAUUAUUUACAGCAUCAACAAAAGUCCCAAGAAUAUUAUCUACUGCUCUUGAGAUGGACAUGCUCACCACUGAAAGAACAACUUUGCUUCCUACUAAGGAGCCCACAUUUGCUUCAACAGAAGGCCCGAGCACAGCUUCUGUUUCAGUUCUGGCAACCAGAGAGCCUCCUGAGAUGUUGUACACAUUGUCUACACCUGUUUCUUCUACUCAUGGAUCCACAGAAAAGACCACACUGGCUACAACAAAAACAAGUACUGAGAAGAUAGCUACAUCACAGACCACACCAACAGAUUCAUACCCUGGGACAGCUACAACUAGAAUUCCUUAUGCUUUGUUUUCUAGUCCAGUGGUUAAAGACAAGUUAUCUACACCAACAGGUACUGUAACUAUCACUGAGGAGAGGGUUAAAGACCGGUUAUCUACAGCAACAACUGCAGUUACUGUCACUGAGAUGGUCAAAGAAAGGUUAUCUACACCAACAACUGCAGUUACUGUCACUGAGAUGGUCAAAGACAAGUUAUCUACGCCAACAAGGGCAGUUACUGUUACUGAGAUGAUGACCAAAGAGAGGUUAUCUAGACCAACAAGUUCAGUCACUAUCACUGAGUUGAUGGUCAAAGACAGGUUAUCUACACCAACAAGUGCAGUCACUAUCACUGAGAUGAUGGUUAAAGACAGGUUAUCUACACCAACAAGUGCAGUCACUAUCACUGAGAUGAUGACCAAAGAGAGGUUAUCUACAGCAACAAGUGCAGUCACUAUCUCUGAAGGGAUGGUCAAAGACAGGUUAUCUACACCAACAAGUUCAGUCACUAUCACUGAGGAGAUGGUCAAAGACAGGUUAUCUACACCAACAAGUUCAGUCACUAUCACUGAGGAGAUGGUCAAAGACAGGUUAUCUACACCAACAAGUUCAGUCACUAUCACUGAGGAGAUGGUCAAAGACAGGUUAUCUACACCAACAAGUUCAGUCACUAUAACUGAGGAGAUGGUCAAAGACAGGUUAUCUACACCAACAAGUUCAGUCACUAUCACUGAGGAGAUGAUCAAAGACAGGUUAUCUACACCAACAAGUGCAGUCACUAUCACUGAGAUGAUGACCAAAGAGAGGUUAUCUACAGCAACAAGUGCAGUCACUAUCACUGAAGAGAUGGUCAAAGACAGAUUAUCUACACCAACAAGUACGGUCACUAUCACUGAGAUGAUGGUCAAAGACAGGUUAUCUACAAUGGAGAGUCCAGCAACUGCCAUUAGUCAGGUAGUAAAAGACAGACUACCAAUACUAACAAGUUUGGCAACCACCAGUGGCAUUUCGGAAACCUCUGCAACUACAGAGUUUAUUUCUUACCCUAAAGGAGUGCCAACUUCAUUACAAACCACAAUACUGGUAGUACAGGACAUGGUCACACCAUUUGCCACCAAAGUGUUACCAACUGAAAUUUCAGGAAAACAAACAGGAUCACUGGGAGUGUCUCCAGAAACCAGAAUUACAGAGACCAAGGCUGCAUCUCCUACAGAAACUACUACUCUCGUAACUGUCACUUUUCCACUGGCAACCAGCAAGAAUGACACUCAACAACCAGUCUCUGAGACUCUUGGUGUCUCUACAACUGCAAUACCCACAUCAGCUUUGUAUCCUCAAACCAUUCCAGAGAUUUCCACUAGGGAACAUGUUUUUCAGCCUCCAACACUGACUGUAGAGACAUUAACACCGACGGUCACCCUGGAGAAAAGCACGAGAACUCCAGUUCCAACCAUCUUAUUGACAACAAAGGUGGAAACCACAAAAUCAGUCAGUAGUGCACUUACAUUAUCUGAAGCACCAACUGACAGAACGACUAAAGUAUCACUGGUAACUCCAGCUUUUUCUACUUUGCAAGAAAUAUCUACAGUGUGGUCAACAGAGGAGCCCUCUUCUUUGAGAACAUCACGUGUGACUUCUCCAUCUUCACUAGCUACACUCAGCAUUACUGGCACCACACUACGUCCUUACUCAGAGCCAACCAAUGACACACUAACCACAAGACUUACUGCAGUCCCUUUCACUCUGUCUACCACCAAAUCCAAACCAGUCUUGUCCCCUGAAGUAACUGCCAUCUCUCACUUAAUGCCUACUGUAACAAGGAAGGUAACUAAAAAACUCAAAGAUUUAACAGGAACCAUGGGGCCAUCUGAUGUUCAAACUACAGUUCAAGAAAUAAGGAAUGCAACAAUUCCUCCUAUAUAUACAGAAUCUACAGAUGGGACAUCAACGGCCACUGUCUAUUACACCUCAAGAUUGCUAGAGCCAACAUCAAUAAAGCCAUCAACAGCAUUGUCUACUAAAAAUGUUACUGAAGCAACAGCAAUCACUGAGGCCAGUGCAACAAUAUCCAGGCUGAGCUCAGCCAGCCCUUCAGCAGAUAUCAUCAGGAUAACGCAGUUAACUAGUCAACGCUCUGCUUUUACUAGCUCAUUAUCCCAAGCUUACUCAGCUGUCUCUUCUCCAUUGAAAAGCACAGGAAUAAAGGAACUGAUACCGGAAUCCUUUGCCACGUCUCCCAGCUUUGUUUCAGCUGGAGAUGCCACAAUGACCAUGGUCAAGGAACCAACUCACCUAGUUGGCCAGGUUAGCACAAUGACUACCUCCUCUACAGCCAGAGCAACACCACCAAUGGUUACAAUGACUCGUUUGCCAUCUAAGGACAAGGCAGAAUCGUUAUUUACAUCAACGAGAGUCACAUCUGGAUUGAAAGAGCUGUCAUCGGCAGAUGCCUAUAAAACAACAGGUCAGCUUAGUUCUGUUUCUCAGCCAGGCAGUCCAUCAGUCACUGUUUCUGAAACAUUAGCCCCUCUUCAGCCAACACCAAAAGGAUCGCCGGCUGCUGGGCUAGUAACUGAGGAGAUGUUGACACCAGCAAUAACAAUAACAAGAGAUAAAGUUUCAGGGACACCUAAGCCUGUGUUUCUUUCAACCACCACCUACAGUCCACCCCCUAUGACCAUGGCAGUCACGGCAACUUCUGUGUAUUGGACUCCACUUCUGGGCUUUCUGUCCACCAAGAUUCCAACCUUUCCCAGGCUGACCCACGCAGUCUCGGACAUUCCACAGAAAACAGUCCAAGAGGUUCUGGCAACUUCAAUGAAAACGACCAAUUAUUCCACAGUCUAUAGAGCCACAGAGCUCACCACAUUGAAACUAUCAGAGCCAACUACAUCACCGACACCUUUAUAUUCACCCACACCCAAUGCCACAGCAACGGUUUAUGCUUCUCCAGUCACUUUGGCCUCUUAUGUGACCAAACACCCGUACGCACCGACAACGCACGCCGUUAGCCUGUUCCCUAUCAGUGCAACCAGCCUGGAGUCACUGUCCCAAACACAAGCCAUGACCUCUCCUGCCCUGAUUUCAGGAACGUCCCUGACAUUAAACACCACAUUCAUUUCACCAGUGUCAGGGUCACCCUCCUAUGUCUCUCAGACCUAUCCGCAGAGCGUUUCGGCCUAUUCACUUGACCGGAGAACAGAUGAGGGAAUCUCAGAAGGACUGACUGUGUCGGCUUUGGUGCCCUCCAGAGAAACAGCCACCUCCCAAGCUUGUGUGCCGUACGCCGAAAACGAGUGCAUUAAACACAUCUGCGUGGACGGGCAGCUCAUCCAAGUCAACAAGUCGCAGCACUGCCCUUAUACUGCAACUCAGCCGGGCUGCGGCCUCCUUGGAUUGGCCGUACGGAUCAACGGCGACAAGUGCUGCCCCAAAUGGGAGUGCGCAUGUCGCUGCUCCAUCUUCUCCGACCUGAGCUUUGUCACGUUUGAUGGCAGCUACAUGGCUCUAUAUAAAGAAGCUUCUUACAUCCUCAGCCUGACAGAAGAUGAAUCCAUAACUGUCCAGGUUUCCAAAUGUGCCCAGACAGGCAGGGCCAACGGCAAUAAUGUGACCCUGUGUAUAUCAGGCCUGGAACUUUCCCACUUAUCCAAUCAGAUUGUCAUUGAUCGGCUGAACAGGAAGGUGGCCGUGAACGGCAGAUACGCAUGGCCCAUGGUUAGGAAAUACGGCUACAAAAUAGUGGACACGGGAAACAUGUAUUUGAUUGACACUCCUGGAAACGUGAAAAUUCAGUGGUUUCACAGCAGCGGCCUGAUGAUCAUUGAGUCCAACUCCACCAAUAAACUUCCAUCGAUGGGUCUGUGCGGUCUGUGUGAUGGCAACACCACAAAUGAUCUAAUUUUGCCCAACGGCCGAAUCCUGACCAAACAAGAGGACUCGGUGGAAUUCCUGGACAGCUGGAUGGUGCCCUACACUGUCAAAUAUGUGGGCAAGGAACGGCACCAAGACGCAAACUGCACCACCCAGGACUGUGCCAAGUGCUUGGAAAUGAUUCAGAACCAGACAUUCAGCAGCUGCCACCCUUAUGUGUCUCCUGAGACUUUCUGUGACUUGUGGGUGCAGGACCUGGAAUUCAUUGAAGAUCCAUGUAAAGCUGUGACUGCCUACGUCUCCAUGUGCCAUAAAUACAAUGUCUGUAUCCAGUGGAGAAGAACGGACUAUUGCUUUUUCCAGUGCCCAGAAUCCCUUCAGUACCAGCCUUGUUUGCCUGUUUGUGAUGUUCCACGGAGCUGUCAGAAUAAUGAGAUUGAUGUGAGUGACACAGAAUCCUGCACUGGCCUGACAGAGGGGUGUGUGUGCCCAAAGGGAUCUGUUUUACACCGCUCAUACUCAACCUUGUGUAUUCCAGAGAGAAAGUGUGCCUGUACCGAUAGCUCAGGAACCCCACGUGCCAUAGGAGAAGUGUGGAAAACCUCCCAUUCCGGAUGCUGCAUGUACCAAUGUAUCGACAACGAGACCAUCGUUCCCAUAGAGACCAACUGCAGCUCCAUGGUGGAACCUCCCUGCCUCAGAUAUGGAGAAGUGCUCGUGUCUGUAUCUGAUAGUCACUCCUGUUGCCCUGAGCGAGUCUGUGUGUGUAAUCAGAGUCUGUGCCACGUCCCUGUUCCUGAGUGUGAGAGUUGGGAGAAGCUGACGGCAUAUUAUCAGGAAGACUCCUGCUGCCCCAGAUAUUCCUGCGAAUGUGACCCAGUUAAAUGUGAGCGGCCUGAGCAGAACCAGCACUGCCGGGAGGACCAGACUCUCUUUGCUUCUCCAGUGAACAAUUCCUGCUGUGUCCGACACUUCUGUGGGUGCAAUGUCUGUUCUACUCCCAUUCCAUCCUGCCGAGCUGGAGAAAUCCUCAUGGUGGAGGGAAACAGUACAGAACUCUGCUGCCCUUCCUAUAAAUGUGUUUGUGACGCCACUCGGUGCCCAGAUAUUAGAUGUGACUUUGGGACGUCGCCCGUGGAGAUUUGGAGCCCUGACACCUGCUGCCCCUACAGAACCUGCGAAUGUUCCUGUGAUAAAGUCCCAGUACCAGAGUGUAAACUGGGAGAAAAGCUGCAAAUUGAUGAGGAAUUUCAACAUUCAGCCUCUAAUAUCUGUAAUUGCACCGUAUAUAAAUGUGUGCAGGACAGUGUGUGUCUCAGUAAGGAGAGGGGAGUCCUCAGACCAGGACAGACGAUCAUGGAACACAGACCCGAUGGCACCUGCCACUCCUCUCACUGUACCCCCCUAGUGGAUCCCGUCACCAAAUACCAUCGGAUCAACGUCACAUCCCUAAUGUGUGCGGCAAAGUGCCAAGCUAACCAAGUAUACGACCCCCCGAGAGACCUGACCACGUGCUGUGGGCGCUGCCGGAAUGUUUCCUGCCUCCAAACAUUACUGAAUGGGACACUGCUCAGUCACAGGCCUGGUACCUCUUGGAUUUCUAAUUGUGUCAAAUAUGACUGCACAAACACCUCAGUAGGACCAGUCUUACUUACCUCUGCUAUCAACUGCCCUCCAUUUAAUGAGACAGAGUGUGUAAAGAUGGGAGGAUAUGUGGUGUCAUUUUUAGACGGCUGCUGCAAGACAUGUAAAGAGGACGGCAAGUUCUGCAAGCGAGUCACAGUCCGAAUGACCAUCAGGAAGAACGACUGCCGGAGCCACACUCCUGUGAACAUUGUGUCAUGUGAUGGGAAGUGCCCCUCGGCCAGUAUCUAUAACUACAAUAUCAACACGUACGCCCGCUUCUGCAAGUGCUGCCGGGAGUUGGGGCUGCAGAGACGAGUGGUGCAGUUAUACUGUAGCGGGAACUCCACGUGGGUCAAUUACUCCAUCCAGGAACCCACGGACUGUUCAUGUCAAUGGUCUUAAACCCCAGUCCCACAAAGAGACAUUUGGGCCAAGGAAACACAAGUGAUUCCCAUGAGACCAAUGACUAUAGGGAGCCCAAUGACCCAGCGCUAAUCUAUACACGGAAAUUGCUUCUCCACUACCCUCGGCCCAGUAGCUUUACAGAAACGUCCCCCCCAAUUUGUCCCCCCAACUGUCAUAUAACUGUGCCAAUUCCUGAAAUGAAGCCAACGUUCCAUAAGUGCCGGCGCCAUUAGAUAUUACCACCAUUCCAGCUGCUUGUCAGAGCUUCUCCUUGUCCCAGUUCCAUGUAAUUCUCUGAUACCCCAAAAGUACCAUCUUUGUGGUUGGCAUUUGACUGCCCUGUGUUUAGUGGGUUCCCUUCCACUGACCCGUAUUCAGAGGCCCACUGGGCAGAGAGAAUGGGCAGAUAUUUGUAGGUAUCAGCUAGUGACGGGAUCCGCUGGGUGCCCCACUGUGUAUAAUGGGCACAACAGAUUGUGGCAGCAGCAAGACCGGUAUCAGAGAAGGUCCAAGUCAGUGGAACCAUGAGUGAUAAAGGAGGUCUCUAGAACCACAAAGAACCACAAGGAACUCCCAGCGACUCACUCCAAGGGGUUCCUAUUUCAUGCCAAGGGUUUUGCUGAUCAGUGGAAGGUGUUGGGCUGAUGCCAGAGAUCCACAAGGAGCCCUCACGUGUCCCACUGGAUGUUCAGAAUGGGGGAGACAUCAGUGUUGAGCACAGUAGAAGCAAAGGCUACUGAUUUCCUUAUGGACCACCCAGUGAAAGUUAUGGAUUCCUGGGGAGAUAUUCCUCCUGCACUAUUACAGCUUCUCUCUGUACCUCCUUUCUGUACCCCAAAGUAAGUGCCCCAGAUCCUCCAGCUGAUCAAUAUUCGGCUCCAAGCUCAGCUCUCUGUGUACCCGCUGGGACGAGGGCAAACUGGCGGCUCCAGAUGCACUUUACCUCAAAGGGAAAGCAAACCCAUAAAUGACACUAGAUUUCCCCCGCGACUUGCCCCUCUUUUUGUAAUACAAUGAAUUUGCUCAAAUACAUGUGACUUUUGUAAAGUUAUUUUGUUAUAUGUAGUAGGAACUGCCAGUGCAGAAAUGUCUCAAUAUAAUAACAAUGAGAAUUA